This is a messenger RNA of Nematostella vectensis (starlet sea anemone), 2423 nucleotides long. Its product is annotated as neuropeptide FF receptor 2. The coding region runs from base 406 to 1512 and encodes 368 amino acids. Lineage: Eukaryota; Metazoa; Cnidaria; Anthozoa; Actiniaria; Edwardsiidae. The transcript has a single exon. Gene Ontology annotation, molecular function: G protein-coupled receptor activity. Gene Ontology annotation, biological process: G protein-coupled receptor signaling pathway. Gene Ontology annotation, cellular component: membrane. The record is from RefSeq and is a predicted model, not a curated record.
UCUCCUGUAAAGAGGGGUUAAUUUAGGAGCGUGCGGCAAACGGGGCGGCGAGUAGCAUCACCACUAAAGUAAACAACGUGCUGUAAGAAUUCUCCCUUUCACAAUGGAAACGGAGAAACCAUUGCGUUAAGUGACUUACCGCUUCCGGCUUGGGUUUAAAGGAAUAUUUUUCAAAGAAAAGGUCGUCAUUUGGUCAGGGCGCGAACAGUUCUAUACCGAGAACUCAAUUUCAAGUGUCACUGAUUCUUUGACAAAUAAGGCGAAUUAUACUCCUCGUCCCGGCCUGCCUUGACAGCCACUGCGGAAACUCUCUCCUCAUUGCCCCCACUUCAAGUCGAACUAUUGCUUUGAUAAGCGGAUAGCUGCUAACCGGUGCAAAAGACGAAAACGUCCAGACGCGAAAAGAUGAAUUCCACUAAUUUGAGCGAGCGAAUAAAGGCUGUGACCGAAGGCGCGUGUUUUCAUUCGGACUCUAUGGCGGAGAAAGUUACUCGAAUCGUCCUCUAUUGCAUCCUCAUAGUUCUCUCCCUCACUGGAAACACUUUGGUCAUUGUCAUAGUCUUCAGGGAUAAGCGAAUGUGGAAAACAGUCAAUUACUUUAUUGUGAAUACAAGCGUUGCUUAUCUUCUCUUAACACUUGUGUAUAUGCCUCGAGUUAUUUCAAUGUCAUAUGUUGGCUACGAAUGGCUCGUGGAUGGGGACUUAGGGCAAUUCUUCUGCAAAGCCGUUUGUCUUAAUGAAGUCGCCAUCACCGUUUCCAUCUUCACCAUAGUUGCAAUAUCAGCAGAUCGCUUUUUUGCGGUCGUAUUUCCUCUUCGUCGGAUCAUGACAGACAGAAUUUGUAAGGUUGUUAUCGUUGGUAUCUGGUUGGCCGCUGUUUCCGCCGCUAUGCCACAGUUUUAUGGCCUCGAAGUUCGCACGUACCAAGGAAAAAACUACUGCUAUCUUGAUCUUGACAAAACGUUCGGCGAAGGAUCGGAAAAAGCUUUUUACCUGUUUCAGAUAACCGCUAUUUUCGGCGUCCCGUUGUCGUUGCUUGUCAUUCUUUACUCUUCGAUUCUCGUCUCCUUGCUGAAAAGAAGAAAUCUCCCGGGAAAUGGACUGGUUAAAAACGACGAGCGGUUGCAGCGGAGGGACAAAACUAGGAGAAAAGUCCUAAAAAUGGUAACGAUUGUCGUAGUGACUUUUGUACUUUCUUGGCUACUAUACUUCCUCAAUUUUAUUUUUCACUCAGAAGGAAUUAUCCUUCCUUGUAAGCUGAUGUUUUUUAGAUUAUUUUUGGCGCACUUCUAUUGCUCCGUUAACCCCAUCAUUUAUUACAUCUUUAAUUCUAAUUUUCGUCAGGGCUUUACGCAUAUUAUACCUGGAACAAAUCCUUGCUCAAACGCGACUGGAUUUAGCAAGAAACAAAAGUCUUGCAUUGUCCCACAUGAAUUGAGAUCGUUCACAAUUCAGCCUGCCAUUAACAAACCUUCGAAAAAACCUAGUUUAACUCAGGUAGUUAGUAGUUAGAGGUGAGAUAAUGUAAAAGACGUAAGGUAACGAUCUGAGGGUAUUCUAUAAAACGGAUGUAGUCCAUUUUAAAAGCUUAUUUAAGGUUUCUUUAGGUUAUUUUUUAGUAAAAGAAGCAGACCCUAUUCUUUUUAGGGAGAAGUUUAUUUUCUUUAGCGUUCAUUGGUACAGCCGAUCUGUGUUUUUGUUUUGAGGUUUAAGUGAAUAUUAAAAAAAAAAUUCGUUUUUGUGGUCGUUAUCGUUCGAAUCUCAUUAAUCCCACUCAUUACAAAAUAGAGUAAUAAUUCAGAGAGGAAAACCGGAGAUUUCAGAUCGCAGAAUAAAAAGCCUUCCUAAAAGGUUGCAGUUGAAUGUACCAUAGCCAUACAAUAUGUAGGCAAAUAUGGACAAUGACAUAACAAAGAAUGCAUUAGUUAUCUGCAAAUUUCAAAUUUUCUCCUGAAUCAAGAUCAAAUACUUUCAGACUAUAUGUAAGACGUGUCGGAAACACAUGUUUACUAGAGUGCAGAUGUAAAUGGCAAGGCACACGACCAGGUGAAUGAAGGACUUCUCUAGAAGGAAAAGAGAAGGGGAAGUACACAAACAGGCUAUAGUUAAUCUGUUCUCGACUUCGCGACCUAAUCAAUACUCCAAUACUUGGAGACUGUUUCUAAUAAUGUGCUUUCUUUUUUUAAUAUUGAAUAGUAAACCAACACCUCGAGUUUUUGCAAUAGACUUGCGUUAUUUAAGGUAGAUUGCACAUUGUUAAAAUAUCUAUACGUGCUUGUCAAUUUUUUUCCCCACAUAUUGAGGUUGAAAAGCAUUUGGACAAAAGACAGACUUGGUUGAGGAAAUCGUGCAUAUGAUGCAGUUAACAAAAAGAAGUUUUCCCAAUUAAAGAAACGCCACCUUUUAAGGUCAAGGCCCAAGUC